AUGUAUCCCGUCCAGUAUGCUCCGCAACCAUACGUGGCUGCCGUGACGCCUGCAUUCAAUCAACAGCCUGCUCAGGCUUAUCAAGCGCCUCCAGCUUAUCGACCAGCUCUAGUUCAACAACGUGCUGCGGCUCCGCCAACUUAUCAACAAGCACCAGCAACUCCUGUUUAUCAACAACCGAGAGCUCAAGCGCCGAGGCAGAAUGCUCAGAACCAAAAUAGGAGACAAGGGGAGAGGGCGACCUUCAAUCCAAUCCCAAUGUCCUACACUGAGCUUUAUCCCUCCUUGUUGCAAAAGGGGUUGGUGGUUCCCAGGCCUAUGGGACCUCCCCCUGAUCGUCUUCCUCCAUGGUACAACCCUAAUUCACACUGUCCUUUUCAUGAAGGUGCCCCCGGGCAUGACCUAGAGGGUUGUUACGCUCUAAAGCAUAGGGUUCGGGAAUUGAUUGAGAGCAAGAUCUUGUCUUUUAAGGACAUGGGGCCGAAUGUGAAGAACAAUCCUCUUCCUCCCCAUGGAGAUCCCGCGGUAAAUGCCAUUGAAGAUGCCUCUGCUAGUGUUACGGUUGAUAAGGUGGAUGAUGUGAAGACUCCUUUGGUGGCAUUCCAUGCCCGAUUGGUGGAAGCUGGCCUGAUUAAUGUAAAUCAUGAAAAUUGUGAAGAGUGUGCCACACAUCCAAAAGGGUGUCAGAUGGUGCGAGACAAUAUUCAAGGCUUGAUGGAUGAAGGAAUGCUUCAAAUAUCCAGUGCUGUGAAGAACGAAGAUGUGUUGGUGAUUGAACCUUGUUUCAAUUUACCUGAACCAGUCGAAAUCCCAUAUUAUAGUGGUGGAGUGGUCCUGGUGAACAGUAAGCCAUCGCCUGUCGAGAUAUGUAUGCCCACGCCUUUUCCCUACGAGAGCACCAAGGUUGUGCCUUGGAAAUAUGAGAUUACUGCUGUGGAUAAGGUUGUUGAAGGAAGUUCAGACGCUGAGGUGACAGAAGCUGUAAGUGAAGACGUCACAAAUAUUGCAGGAAUGAGCAGAAUGACCCGUAGUGGUCGAAUCUAUAUGCCUGAAUUCAAUGUGACUCCUCAAGGGCCAAAUAAGGAAUCAACGAUUGCAGCUCCCACUAAAGAACCCGAAGUGGUCCAAUCCGAAGAUGCUGUUGAAUUCUUGAAGUUGAUCAAGAAAAGUGACUACAAGGUUGUGGACCAGUUGCAUCAAACACCAUCUAAGAUCUUUAUUCUGUCUCUUCUAUUGAACUCCCAAGCCCAUAGGGAAGCUUUGUUGAAGGUGCUUGCUCAAGCUCAUGUAACACAAAGCAUAACAGUAGACCAAUUUGAUGGAGUAGUUGCAAAUAUCACAGCCUGCAAUACUUUGAGCUUCAGUGGAGAAGAAUUACCUGAGGAUGGACAAAAUCACAACCGUGCUCUCCAUAUCUCGGUGAAAUGCAAAGAUGAUGCUUUGGCGAGAGUGUUGGUUGAUACUGGAUCUUCGCUGAAUGUUAUGCCAAAGAGAACACUCGCCAAAUUAUCUUAUCAAGGACCAGCUAUGAAGCCUAGUGCCUUGGUAGUGAAAGCUUUUGAUGGGGCAGUUACCUCCACCUUACACCAAAAGAUGAAGUUUGUGGUGGACAAUCAACUAAUCAUCAUUUCUGGAGAAGAAGACUUUGUGGUCAGUCACCUUUCAUCCUUCAGAUAUAUCGAGGCUGAUGAGGACGCUUUGGAAACUUCUUUCCAAGCUCUUGAAAUAGCCAAUGCCACUUUUGUGGAAAUGAAGGGCCCUGUUGGGAAAGCUUGUUCAUCUUUCGCUUCUCUGAAAAGCGCAAAGUCUAGUAUUGAAGGAGGAAACCCUGAAGGUUGGGGUCAACUUAUUGAUAUUCGUGAGAAGCAUGAUCGCUUUGGUGUGGGAUAUGUGCCUUCCGCUGCGAAAGGAGCCCGAGUCCCUACAAAGGACAACACCCGAAGCAUCCAGGAAGUAUUCCUUAGCACAGGAUUCAUUCAUGGAGAUCAGGUCAAUGCAAUUGAAGACAGCACCGCAAAUGAAGAUGAGCCAUAUUUGGUUUACCGGUGUGAGACAACUUUGAACAACUGGAAGGCGGUUGAGAUCCCCGAAAUUUUUCCUUUGUCAAAGUAA
Lathyrus oleraceus (garden pea) is the source of this 2112-nucleotide messenger RNA. RefSeq lists its product as uncharacterized. NCBI's taxonomy places the organism in Eukaryota, Viridiplantae, Streptophyta, Magnoliopsida, Fabales, Fabaceae. The coding region runs from base 1 to 2112 and encodes 703 amino acids. The record is from RefSeq and is a predicted model, not a curated record. Gene Ontology annotation, molecular function: aspartic-type endopeptidase activity. Gene Ontology annotation, biological process: proteolysis. The transcript has 2 exons.